Mobula hypostoma (lesser devil ray) is the source of this 4668-nucleotide messenger RNA. Its product is annotated as 7SK snRNA methylphosphate capping enzyme-like. The record is from RefSeq and is a predicted model, not a curated record. Lineage: Eukaryota; Metazoa; Chordata; Chondrichthyes; Myliobatiformes; Myliobatidae. Gene Ontology annotation, biological process: snRNA modification. Bases 133 to 1773 code for a protein of 546 amino acids. The transcript has 4 exons. Gene Ontology annotation, molecular function: snRNA binding; O-methyltransferase activity; RNA methyltransferase activity.
CGGAAGGGGGGAAGCCCGAGUUUGGCGGCGGCGGCGAGGAAGAGUAGGGAGCCGGCGGCGGGGACCAGGGGGCGGGCAGGCGGGAGAAGAGGGGGCCGUGCAUGGGCCGGGGGAGGCCGGCAGGAAGCGUGCAUGAGCCCGAUGAUGAUGAUGAUGAAGAAGAAGCAGCAGCCGCUGGAGGACGGGAGCGGCGUCCUGCUCAAGCCUGAGUACCUGUCCAAGGUGGCGGAGGAGGUGGUGGAAGGCGACCGGGUGGUUGAGUCGGCGGCGGCGGCUCCUGCUGCUCCCGGAGCCGAGCUGAGCCGGCCCCGCAACGGUCUGCAGGCCCGCGGCUGCAAGCGGCGCCACAGCAGCAUCAGCUCGGGCUUCAAGCACCCGGGUUUCAAGCAGCAGCAGCGGCGGCAGCGGGCGGCCUCGGACUGCGACCCGGUGCUGCCCAGCAACUUCUUGCUAGGCGGCAACAUCUUCGACCCGCUCAACCUCAACAGCCUGCUGGACGAGGAGGUGAGCCGGGCGCUCAACGCCGAGACGCCCAAGUCGUCGCCACUGCCGAGCCGCAGCCGGGAGCCGGUCGAAAUCCUGGUGCCCCGCGACAUCACGGACCCGCUCAGCCUCAACCGCGACUCCGAGGUACCGCCGUCGCCGCUCAAGCUGGGCCGCAAGCGGCGGCACCGGCACGGGCACCACUCGGUGGAAGAGCCUCCCGGGCCCGCGGCGGCGGCGGACGUGGCAGCGGAGCCCGAGCCCUACGAGCUGAACACGGCCAUCAACUGCAGGGAGGAGAUCGUGUCGCCGGUACUGCGGGGAGCGGAGCCGGGCUCGGCGGCCGGAGGAGGAACCAGGCACCGCAAGAGGCGGCGGACUUGCAGCAAGUCGGAGCCGGGCAAGCCCCCGGCCCCGGCUCAGGGGGAGGAGGGUGGGGAGGGCAAGAAAUGGACGCCGGAGAAGCCGCGGGGUAAGGGCGGCCCGCCCAGUUUCCCUAGCCGCCAGCGGCGCUUCCAGUACGGGAACUACACCAAGUACUACGGCUACCGCAACCCGGACCGCGGCGACGACCCGCGCCUCGCCGUCCUGCGGGCCGACUGGUUCCGCGGUAAGGACAUCCUCGACCUGGGCUGCAACUCGGGCCACCUCACCCUGCGCAUCGCCCGUGACCUGCGGCCGGCCCGCAUCGUCGGAGUUGACAUCGACGGCGGCCUCGUCCACUCGGCUCGCCGCAACAUCCGCCACUACCUGUCGGAGGAAGCGAGGGCCCCGGGCCGCCGCUUCCCUGUAUCGCUGGCCAAGUGCAAGGGGCCGAUCGCCGCGCCGCCCGUCGCCCUCGACUGUCAGACUGUGUCCGGCUUCCCCAACAACGUCACCUUCGUCCAGGGAAACUACGUGCUGGAGAAGGAUGAGUUGCUGGAGACGCAGAGACCCGAAUAUGAUGUCAUCUUAUGUUUGAGUCUGACAAAAUGGAUUCAUCUCAACUGGGGCGAUGACGGGCUGAAACGAAUGUUCAAGCGCAUCUACAGGCAUUUGCGGCCGGGUGGGAUUUUCAUCCUGGAGCCACAGCCCUGGUCUUCCUAUGGAAAACGACGAAAACUUACGGAGACAAUCUACAGGAACUACUAUAAAAUCAUCUUUAAACCAGAUCAGUUUACGUCUUAUCUUUUGUCCCCAGAAGUUGGAUUUUCCAGUUAUGAGCUGGUGGGAACGCCUCAAAGCACAUCUAAAGGAUUCCAGCGUCCCGUUUACCUCUUUCACAAGAAUCGUCAAUCCAGUGCAAGCUAAGACUUCCAAAGCCAGUUUCUGGCUGCUGUUUGUUUUUCAUUCAUCGGUGGCUCUUUCCUGACCAUCUCCUCUUUUUAAAGCCAAUGGAAGAUUCUACAGGGGAUGCAUAGUCCAUCAUGAGCACUGCCUUUUUGGUUUUAAAUUGACAUGCUGUUCUUUCAGUCUGCUUUAUAAGGCUCACGAAUGUAAUAAAGCAUUUUAGGGUUGUAACUGCAUUUGCUGGGUUUAGGCACCUCUGGGCAGGGAAAUGCAUUAAAUAAUCGAAGAGCAGUUUUCACCGUUCAGAAUAGUGGCAUUGCCUCCAGCAGUACUGCACUUGUCAAAUUCCUGCUGUUUUGGUAGGUCUUCAAUCCAAGGUGGUGGAGAAAGGCAUAUAGAGCACAUUCAAAGGUGUAUUACACAUAAAGCAAUAGAAAUAUUUUCAUCGGCCACCGAAGGGAACUAGCCACAUCAUUCCCACCCACCCUUGUGGAGGAGAAUGAACUACUUCCUGAAAGCAAUUUAUUUAAUGGAUGUGACUAUUUUUCAGGUUGCCAGCGUAGUUCAUUGUUUUGGGUUAUGUUGUGGCUUUCAUUACCAUGGGAAUGUCAUAGUUUACAGCCAGUGGAAUGUAUUUUGGGAGAUGGUUGCAAUAGGCUGUAUGUAAACCCUCGCACUAACUAUGGUCUGUUGAGGUUCCCAACCUGGGCUCCAUGUCAUGGCAUAAAGUUGGGAGCAAUUGGUCUAUCGGAAAUUUUCCAUGAGUGACUUCUGGCUGAUAUUAUCAGUUGCACUGAACUAACUACUUAAUUUGAAAACAAAAAGUAAUUCCUCUAUGUCCCUUUCUCAUCCAAUCUCUCAAAUUUUCUCCACUGAGCACUCACAUCCUUGGGAGGGAGAGAAUUGGCAAAUCCAAUGUCCCUCCUUCCAAGAAGCACCAUGACAUGGUCUUCACCAGCCACACCCUUGAAAUAUUUAACUCCUCUGGUACAUGUUUGUUGAGUGGGAGUUUUGGAUAAAGCUCCCCGUAAUAGGCUGCGUUUGAAAAAAGUGAACGGGGCAGGAGUUCAGUUGGUGAAGGCAUUAAAUGCAAUCUUGCUGUGUAACUGGGCAGGGCACAACUCUGUUGCCCCUUUCACUUUGCUCUGCUGUGGUGGGAUAUAGCUGUAGAUACACUCUGGACAUGAAACUCAGUGUUGAGGUGUUUUGAUAUUUGUAUAAACUUGAUUCUACUGAACUUAAGGAUGUUACUUGCAACAAAAAAGUCAAUCUGCUACUUUAAUUCAUUAGGAUUAAUUACUUGACUUCUAAUGUUUAAAAAUAUGUACCAGAUGAGUUUGAUUGCCUCAGGGGAAUUGUAACCUGAUCUAAAUACAGGAAAGAUGCAGAAUAAAUGUAUUCAGAGUUGAUGCUUGCCUCUUCCCUAUACUUUCCUCGCCCUUCUCAUUUAGACCAAGUAAGAAGAAAGGGGAACUUUCAUGAUGACCUUGGAUUUGUUGCUAUGCACUGUAAAUAACUCCUGCAGUACAGUUUGGAAAUUCUGUUCUGAAAGUAUGGGCCAUCCAUUGCUUUGGGCAUGAGUACCAUUUCUGCUCUUGACUCUCCUGUGCUUCUGAUCUGGUUUAUGUGAAAUUGGAGUACUUGAUUUUGUAAGAUAGAAUUCUUUAGGGGUUGGAAAUGGGAAGCUUAAGCCUUGCCAAUGUUUAGAUCCCAGGAUCAGAGGAGAGUUGACCAUUCUAUUAUGCUGUACAAUGAUGUUUUUCCCCCAUUGGUAGACCAGUACAAAUACAAACCAGGGCUAAAUGGCACUAGGCUUCUAGAUCUAAUUACAAAAUCCAUCUGCUCACAACCUUUGGGGCUUGCUGUAGUCUGUUUCUCCACCUCCAUCCUGUCUGCAGGGACAGUGCUAGAGCACAUCUGAUUACUAAUCGUCUGACUGGACCUUGAGGUAACCCAGGAUUUGUGGUAAAGGGACAUUCCUCUCGCAUCUCCACCUGAGUAGCAUUCUUGAUCGUCAUAUUUUGUCCUUGUUUCAUGGGGCUGCUAGUUCCAAAUAUACCUCAAGUAUGUGAUUUUUGUUUUUUGGUUUAGAUUCAGACAUCCGGCUGGUGGAUAUCCCCAGAUUAAAUCAGUUUAAUGGUAGGUUUUGGGAGGGUGAAUGAUUCAAUGCUGUUCCCUUUUGGGUGACUGACCUACAUUCCUGGGCAUAAUGAACAAUUUCCACUCUGGAAAUUAACCUGGCAGUAGAGAACUAUCUUGAUCCAGUAAGAAUGGCUAUUUUCCCUCAAUUUUGACUGACAUCCUGUCUUUCAGUCCCAUAUUUUAAGCUGUAGUCUCUACUACAGGUUUAAUUUUCUAGCAGUCUUGAUGAAACAGCUACAACAUUACCCUGAUCUGUCCUGGUCUUUCAGGCCCAGUUCCAUGAACAAAAGACGAUGGUGCUUCUGAAGAGCUGUGACGCCUUAAGACCUAGGUCACAGCAUCAGCUUCAGUGAGGUAAAUUGAUUUAAAGACAGACAGCCUCCAGGUUAAUUGUACUGGUCUAUUGGGUACAUUAAGCCAUGGCUUCCAAAAGAGGUGCUUUUUCCAGCUAUUUACCAGCUCCAUUAAGAAAUUUUCUUCAGUAUGAUAAAUUGUAUCUUUGACAAAUGGUUCACUGCAGCUUCUAAAUGGGGAGGGUGGGCAACUGUACAUGUCUACAUUUGGGGGGGGGGUGUUGGGUGGUAAAGUGCAAAUAAACUUGAGAUUCUAGAUUUUUAAGAAAAGUAAAAAUGUUGCCUUUGAUAAAAAAAAAAGUUUCAGGAAAAAAGUCAUUUGUGAAUUUUUGUAAAAAAUGCUGCAAAAAUCCAAUGUCAAACGUACAUCAAGUGUCAUUACAAUAAAGGAAGAGUGUUAAACAGUUGUGACUCACUUCUA